Lontra canadensis (Northern American river otter) is the source of this 2025-nucleotide messenger RNA. RefSeq names its product adenylate kinase 5 (gene AK5). The transcript is spliced from 14 exons. Gene Ontology annotation, cellular component: cytosol; cytoplasm. The record is from RefSeq and is a predicted model, not a curated record. Gene Ontology annotation, biological process: ATP metabolic process; nucleoside triphosphate biosynthetic process. Bases 412 to 2025 code for a protein of 537 amino acids. Lineage: Eukaryota; Metazoa; Chordata; Mammalia; Carnivora; Mustelidae. Gene Ontology annotation, molecular function: ATP binding; AMP kinase activity; nucleoside diphosphate kinase activity.
CCCGGCUCCAGGAGGCGCAGAGCGCGGCGCGCUGAGUGGGAGAGGCGAGCGGACUGCUGCCGAGCGGACUGCUGCCUAGCGGCCGCCGCGCUAUCCUCCCUCCUCCGCUCCCUCCGCCCUUCUCUGGCGGCCGCGCUGCCUGGGAGCCCGGGAAGCCGCGGCGGCUCCGAGCCCGCAGCUCCGGCGCGGGGACCAGCGGCGAGGCGGGGGCGGCGGGAGCGCGGAGACCACAGGCCCAGGGGACAGGCGGAGGGGGGCACUGGCCUGGGCGGGCAGAGCUGAGCGUGGGAGUGUUUGCGCGUGAGAUCUAGGGCUGCUCUCGUGCUCCGUGCGGACCCCGCCAGCCCCAGCCCAGGUCGCCGCAGCCCAGGAACCUCCCGGCCCGUGCCCCAAGGCACGCGCGGCACAGCCAUGAACACCAACGAUGCCAAGGAGUAUCUGGCCCGGAGGGAAAUCCCUCAGCUUUUCGAGAGCCUUCUGAAUGGACUGAUGUGUUCUAAGCCAGAAGACCCCAUAGAGUACUUGGAAAGUUGUUUACAGAAAGUCAAGGAAUUAGGCGGCUGUGACAAAGUGAAGUGGGAUACAUUUGUCAGCCAGGAAAAGAAGACCUUACCUCCUCUCAACGGAGGACAAUCACGGAGAUCCUUUCUAAGAAAUGAAAGUGAUACGGACCUCUCCGAGACCGCAGAGCUAAUUGAGGAGUAUGAGGUUUUUGAUCCUACUAGACCUCGACCCAAAAUCGUUCUUGUCAUAGGUGGUCCAGGAAGUGGAAAGGGUACUCAAAGUUUGAAAAUCGCAGAACGUUACGGAUUCCAAUACAUUUCGGUGGGAGAAUUAUUAAGAAAGAAGAUCCACAGUACGAGCAGCAAUAGGAAAUGGAGUCUUAUUGCCAAAAUAAUUACAACUGGAGAAUUGGCCCCACAGGAAACAACAAUUACAGAGAUAAAACAGAAAUUGAUGCAAAUACCUGAUGAAGAGGGCAUUGUUAUCGAUGGCUUUCCAAGAGAUGUUGCCCAGGCUCUGUCUUUUGAGGACCAAAUCUGUACUCCCGACUUGGUGGUGUUCUUGGCUUGUGCUAAUCAGAGGCUCAAAGAAAGAUUACUGAAGCGCGCAGAGCAACAGGGGCGGCCUGAUGACAAUCUGAAAGCUACCCAAAGGAGACUAAUGAACUUCAAGCAGAACGCUGCUCCGUUGGUCAAAUACUUCCAGGAAAAGGGGCUCAUCAUGACAUUUGACGCUGACCGAGACGAGGAUGAGGUGUUCUAUGACAUCAGCAUGGCAGUUGACAGCAAGUUAUUUCCAAACAAAGAAGCUGCGGCAGGUUCGAGUGACCUUGAUCCUUCAAUGAUGUUGGACACUGGAGAGACCAUUGAUACAGGCUCUGACUAUGAAGAUCAGGGUGAUGACCAGUUAAAUGUAUUUGGAGAGGACACCAUGGGAGGUUUCAUGGAAGAUUUGAGAAAGCGUAAAAUUAUUUUCAUGAUUGGUGGCCCAGGCUCUGGCAAAGGCACACAGUGUGGAAAGCUGGUGGAAAAAUAUGGAUUGACACAUCUCUCGACUGGUGACCUCCUGCGUAAUGAGCUGUCGUCAGAAUCUGAAAGAAGCAAACUGAUCAGAGACAUCAUGGAACGUGGCGACCUGGUGCCCUCAGGCAUCAUUCUGGAGCUCCUGAAGGAGGCCAUGUUGGCCAGCCUCAGCGACACCAUGGGCUUCCUGAUUGACGGCUAUCCCCAAGAAGUGAAGCAAGGGGAAGAGUUCGGACGUAGGAUCGGAGACCCGCACUUAGUGAUCUGUAUGGACUGCUCGGCAGACACCAUGACCAACCGCCUUCUCCAGAGGAGCCAGAGCAGCCCUUGCGCGGAAGACACCAGCACCAUCGCCAAGCGCCUUGAAGCCUACUACCGAGCGUCCAUCCCUGUGAUCGCCUACUAUGAGACGAAAACACAGCUACGCAAGGUAAAUGCAGAGGGGACACCAGAGGAAGUUUUUCUUCAACUCUGCACAGCUAUUGACUCUAUUUUCUGA